AUGAGUAAUAUAGGUAGGGCAGGCACGGGGUUACGAUGUUGGGUUUGGGUGGUUACAUAUGGCGUUGCGUGUAGAGGAUCGGAGGAACACGAGCACAACGAAAUCAGGGACCGUAAAUGUCGCGUUGUGCAGUGGUAUCUUAACUGUAGUCUCACCGAUGCUUACAAGAAAACAUGUCCUGUUGCUGUUCAGAUUAUUCAAAAAUACUAUGAACUGCUUUUAAACUCCAAUCAAAACUCAUGCGAUUUACGAAAAUUGAAUUCAAAUUUGUCAAAAUUAAAUUUUGUUGAUUCAGAAAAUAUCACUCAGUUGAAUGGAAAUUCCAAUAAAAUUAAUGAAUCAUUGGGUGGACAAAUGAAAUUUCAAAAUCUGAAAAAUGAAAUUAGCACCGAACGAUGUGAUAUAGCAAGUGAACGAUAUGUAACGGAAAUAGCAUUGGAAUUGAGGAAAUAUGAAUAUCUCGAAUAUCAGUUGUUCCGGACUCCUUUUAACCAAUUGAUUGAAAGAACACCAUGCUCAACUUAUAAAAUUUACAAAAAAAAUGUUCAGAAUAUUAGUUUGCAAUGCAGGAAAAUGAAUAUACAACUAGAAAAAAUGUAUGAUUAUUACUGUAGCGAUAGCUUUGCUAAUAUACUGUUAAAUCAAAAAAGUUGCAUCGAAAAGCUUCAUUUAAUUUAUAAUGAAAGCGAGUGCUCAAAUGUUACUCAUUUCUCGGAUGGAUACAAUUACAAUUCACUUCCUAAAAGGGGAACAUCAGAUGAAUCAUCUCAACGGUGUAAGUUUGCCAAAUGGUAUUUCGACUGCGGGAUCACGGAAUCUUUUUACGAAACAUGUCCUCAAAUUACAGAGAAUGUGCAAAACUACUUUGAGAUGCUAAUUAAUGCGAAUAAUAGCAAUUGUUAUUUGCGCAAACGAACAGUUGACCGUAAUGAAACCGCUUCUGAUGAUAGCAAAGAUUAUUUUGAUAUUCAGUUAUGUAAUAAUUGUACAACGACUGACUGUCCGAAAGGUUUCUAUUAUGAUGAACAGUUAGCGAAAUGUAUCGAUGUGGAUGAAUGCGCCUCCAAUCAACAUUUUUGUUCGCAGAAAUGUAUCAAUAAGCCAGGUGAUUUUGAAUGUGAAUGUUUUGGCCCUUUGUAUAAACUGGCUCGAAAUGGACAUCGGUGCUAUCGAACUGAUAGCGAACCUGUUCUAUUUUUCUUGGCUCAUUCGUAUAGUAUUUGGAACGUAACAUACAAUGCAAAAUCUCAACUAAAAUUGGUACCUAAUUAUGGAAAUGAAAAAGAAAAGAAGUUAUAUUAUGUGGAUCUAACAAGAAAUUCUAUUCAGUACGUAAACGUAUUUGACAGAAAUAAAGUACAUGUCAUACAAAAUCAUGAAGUUGAAGGUACAGAAGGAAUUGCUGUUGAUUGGAUACAUAGGAAUUUAUAUACUCUACGCCAAAGGCAAUUACAUGUACAACGUCUUGAUGGUCUUUAUAGAGCAUCACUUUACGAUAAAUUCUUUCAGUUACCUCGAGCUUUGGUUGCUUAUCCAUUCACGCGCGAAUUGUUUGCAAGUGAUUGGGGUACAAAACCAUUUAUAGUUCGACUUGCGAUGGAUGGUAGUGAAGCAAAGAAAAUCAUCAAUGAAGAUUUAGUUUGGCCAAAUGCAUUGGCUAUCGACUACUUCGCAAAACGCCUUUACUGGGCCGAUGCUUUCCGCGACGUCAUUGAAAUGGCAAAUUUGGAUGGAACGAGUCGGCGAAUUAUAAUCAGUGAUAAUCAGUUGGUACCACAUGUUUUUGGAUUGACGGUAUUUGAUGAUAUGAUUUUUUGGAGUGAUUGGACCCGUCGUGGAUUUCUAUUUGCUGAUAAACUUACUGGUCAAAACAUAACAAUGUUCUUAAGGACUGUAUUGCCACCAUAUUCCCUCAAGGCAUAUCAUUCAGCUAUGCAAAUGGAAGUUCCUAAUCUUUGUGAAACGACGACGUGUCAACAUAUUUGUGUACCGAAACUUGAUGGUUCAGGACCGCAAUGCUUAUGUGCUGAAGGAUUUAUUAUGCAUGAAAAUGGUUUGUGUGAACCAAACUGCAUGAAACAUCAGUUGCUAUGCUCACGACCAGAUCAUAAAUGUCUAAAUUUAAUAUAUCGAUGUGAUGGAUUGUACAACUGUGGAAAUGGAGACGAUGAAAUGGAAUGUCCGAUACCGAUUUGCAUGCAUGAUGAACGUAUGUUUCCAUGUCGUGAUAAUCGCAAAUGUAUUUUGCGAUCACAACGAUGUGAUGGUUUUAUAGAUUGCUAUGAUGAGUCUGAUGAAUUGUACUGUGUCGAUUUAGCCAUUGGUUGGAGCCAUUGA
Molecule: messenger RNA, 2337 nt
Organism: Acanthocheilonema viteae
Lineage: Eukaryota; Metazoa; Nematoda; Chromadorea; Rhabditida; Onchocercidae
Source: the annotation of a GenBank genome assembly